Messenger RNA from Ooceraea biroi (clonal raider ant), 3207 nucleotides. Its product is annotated as rhotekin-2. Lineage: Eukaryota; Metazoa; Arthropoda; Insecta; Hymenoptera; Formicidae. Gene Ontology annotation, cellular component: actomyosin contractile ring. Gene Ontology annotation, biological process: mitotic cytokinesis; septin ring organization; actomyosin contractile ring assembly. The record is from RefSeq and is a predicted model, not a curated record.
CGAAUGGUCGAGCGUCAUUCAGUAUUAGUCGGGUGCUCACGAGAACGGCCCACGUAUCUUUUUUCCCCCAUUUCUUCGCGCGACCGCGACAACAGCACCGGUAUUCCCGUUGCCCGUACAAAGCUCUCUUUUUUUCGCUCCUCCAAGCAAGUAUCUAGUCUGAUCUAGUCGUGCUGCAAACGAUUUCGUUCAGUUGCAUUGAAGCCCCGAUAAUUGUCUUUUCGUGUGAUACUGACUGGACGCACCGGAUCUCGCACGUGGCGCGGAAGGCGUUGUCGAAAACCUCUACGACGAUUUGUGAAAACGACAUAGCUCGAAAAUACUAUCGUUCUUGUUGGGCGGUGAAUCAUGAUACACAAUUGGGCGUUGACUAAUAUGGAAACGAAAAAGUUGAAGUAGCGAGCAAGGCGAGCAAGUUUUGAGAAUUAAAAGACAGAAGAGCAUCUCUCGUAGUUGCAUGAUAUUGCGGAGGUGCAACGUCGGUACGAGUUUUGUAGCUGAUACAAAACGACAGGACGACCGAAUCUUCAUUUAUUGUACACAAUAGCCCGAGUACGACGCGUUAGUCGCGCUAACAAAUUCUACAAGAAGUCCUCAAGCAAUGAUAAUCCAAAUGCUUUUUGUUUGCUUUACUUGGGACUGAUUUUAGAGAUCAACGAAGUUCGUAUAAAUAGAUAAAAGAGAGAGAAACGGAGAGAGAGAUAAAAAGAGAUAUACAUCAAGUGAUAAAGCUGAGCAAAAUUCGGUGGAAAGUUUUCAAGGAAAAAGUUCUUGGAUCACCUCUGUCUACCUUAACUCGAGUCUCUACAAGGAGAGAAACAGAGAAACGCCUCUUCUCGUCUGAGCUCUCAGGUCAAGGUUCCGAGAAAAAAACGAGCCACGUGUGUCCACUUGCAAGACUGAUCCGUGCUAAACUGUUGGCUACACGUAUGGUAUUUUUUCGCGAGAUUACAUCCCUGGGAGUUAAAAGCGCGAGCCUGGCGAUCUGUGACGAUGCGCCUUCAGAAUCGAUCCCGUUCGCGAGUUACCGUGACCCGAUUGAAAUGAUCUCGACACGUUCGAUCACGGGUUAAUACACGUCGAACAGCAACGUACCGGGGGAAAAAAUGAAUUCUUGCUUUCCACACUUGGCGAUAUUGAAUCCGCGUAAUGCGAGCAAGCCGAGAGAUCGGAUCAACGACAGAUGCAUCACGAGUAGCGAAGACACCCGGACGCGAUCGAGAAGCCCGGCGCUCCCGGGGAAGAAUGACGUCUUUCAGGAUCUGGAUCUGUAUUACGUUCGGCAGAUCGCACGAAAUUCCAAGGAGUACGAUCUUGAGCAAAAAAUCGAGGUGGAAAUCAAGAUGAGAGAAGGUUCAGCAAGGCUUCUCGCGGCUGCAAAACAUCGCGCUCAGAGCUUGGAAGCGGCCAAGGCUUUGCUUACUUCCAAUGAAAGAAUGUCGGUUUACAUGGCGGAAUUGCAGAGUCGUCGCCGCGAACUUCUGAAAAAACCGUGCAUUCCUGGAAGUAUGGGCAAAUUGUCGAUUUCGGAUCUUAGAAUACCACUAAUGUGGCGAGAUUCUGAUCACUUCAAGAAUCGCGGGGAUCAUCGUCGAUUCGCUGUAUUUUGUUUGGCACGAGUGGGCACGGAAAUCCAUGACACUUCCUUAUUGUGCCCCAUCGAUAGAGCUCAUACAGAUCUCAGUUUUGCCGAUGUCUUGAUAUUUAACAAUGUGCCUGCUGAGUUCGAAGUAGUCUUAGAAAUUUACAGCCACGUUUUGCAAGAGGAUCUAAGUAUCGCUAGUACGCCAAGGAGAAUUAAAAAAACUAUUCAUUCGUCCAUCUCUAAAACUGUUGGCAAAAAGCUUGCCGCUUCGCUCCGUGACGAAUUCAGUUCCGCUAAGACUGGGCCACAGUUUGACCUGGUAGCUCGUGCAAAACUGACCCUAGACGACACGGAUGACAAUAUUCACACGCAUGAUCUUGUUAUUAAUAAUGUCGAAAAUAAGUAUCACUCUCUACCGCUCUUCGGCCACUUUUGUUGUCGAUUGGCGGCGCAGCCAGAAUGCAUUAGCAAAGAAGCGUGCAUCGGCAGCGUGAACAUAGACGGUCAGAAUUACUGGGCACGUCUACAAGGAUUUUAUUUGAAGAUUUGGGAAUCGAAGAAACACGCAGAGGAAGCUCAAAACCCGGAGCACGUGAUACCAGUUGAUAAAGGAACGUCGGUUCAAUUAUCGAAAUCUUCCAGCAAAGAACUUCUGAUAAACAAUUCUAACAAUGGCAUGGAUAAGUCAUUGUCGAUUAGGUUCGAAUCGAAGGAGGAAGCUCAAAAAUGGUCGAAGCUCUUGUCGGCACAGACUCACGAUCAUUCGAGGUGGAAGCAUGCCGCAGAAGUUAUUCAAAGAGUAUCCAGCAUUGAAAGUACAAGAAACUCUUUUAUAAGCAAUAAAAGACAAGGUUCUUUAUACGAUGAGACACCUUUAAUAGAAUCGAUCCCGUCGGAUUAUACAUCUGGAAGGCCUACUGUACAAACAAUUUUUGAUCUCACACCUAGUACUAGUUUAAGCAGUUGUAGUUCCACAAAUAGUCUAACAAGCUUGCGCUCACGUUCACUGAGUAUCAGCGGUGCGUUUAAACAAAGUGCCAUUACCCUAAAGCCUCACUUAGCUUCCUCUAAUAAAAAUAACGCGUAACAUAACAUUUUUACCAUUUUUUUACGGGAAAACCGUAAGUGCCGAAUUAUUGUACAUCGAAAGAGAUAUAUAUGGUAGGAUUUUUUUAUUUUCUACGUCAGUGUUUUACAAUCCAGAAGUAAUGUAUAUUAAAGCAAAUGCUUUAAUUUAACGUAUUAAAGAUAGGAAAAAGAUACAUAUUGUUUGAUUAGAUACAUGGUUAUACUCGGUUUAAUAAAUAUUAAUGGAAAAAUAUUGUUUUGACUGAAAACUAUGUAUUCAUAUUACAUAUUUAUUAUAUAUAAUUCGGUAUGUAUCGAAAAUUUGAGAGUAAGUGGAGACGUAGAGGAGUAUAAAAGUACAAAAGAUUUUGGUGAAAUAAUUUCUCAUUUUUUUACGUUAUAUUUUGGAGUUAUAUUAAUAAAAAAAAGAAAUAAAAGUAGCCCUAUGCAUUUAAGAAUUUAUUACAAAAUAUGUAGGAACAUUGCAAUAUCUAAUAGGGUUGUAAGACGAAUACACGUAUAUUUAUGUAUGCAACAAAUAAAAAAUAUAAUAA